GUUUCUUUCUACGGUGUGCUUACCGAGAGCGCUUGAACGUAAAUUAGGAAGAGCAGGAGGAUCACAAGGCAGGAGGAAAGAGCCUUGUCGCCUCUCUUCCUCGUGUUCUCUGCUCGUCAGCGUGUAACACGGAAACUUGAAUGAGCUCAAAUCACUCCACACCCCUUCCUCCUGCAGCCUCAUGUGUUCGGUCGGAACCAGGAGAUGCCCUGCCGCAUCUUGUACUCUGCCAAGCAGCUCAAGAAGCGCUUACUUCGCCGCUGACGCGGUCUGCAGAGCCCGGAACUACUUCUGCCGAACCGCGUAACUCACCCCGCACAUCACGCGCAACAUUAUCAUCUCCUUCUUCUCUCUUAGCUCAAUCAGUACACCGCGGUGGACGCUCUCCAUCACAAUCGAGCAGCGCAGAACGCCGCACGGCCGCCACCGUCGCCGGGGCAGGAACGCUGCCCACCUCCGCGAAAACGUCUUCGUCCUCGUCAUCCGCCGCGCCACAGGUGAUCGUUUUCGACAACACCAAGGCCGGUCUGCAGGCCGUCGACAAGGAAAAGACGGAAGCCCUCAUUAGGGAGAUCUCCAAGGACUCCAGCUUCUACCAAAACGAGGAGCGGAAGGCGAAGAAUCGGCAACGCCACGUAGAGGCGUUGCUCGUCAAGACUCGCCACUACGAGGCGAAUGUCGAAGGCAGACCGGAUGUCUUUCGCAAAGUACAGCGGGAGGUGGCGGAUCUGGAGGCUACGAUUGAGUCGCACCGCGAGUUCGACCACGUUUACGUACACAUGGACAUGGACAUGUUCUUCGCGGCGGUGGAAAUGAAGAAGAACCCGCACUACGCAAGUUUGCCGCUGGGGAUCGGCGGGAUGGGCAUGCUGAGCACCACUAACUACGUCGCGCGCCAGUACGGUGUGCGGUCGGGCAUGCCGGGCUUUAUCGGGCUGCGUCUCUGCCCUGAGCUGAUCAUCGUGCCGUCCGAUUUCCCUGCCUACCGGGUGGAGUCGGAGAAGUUCAAAGCCGUUGUGCGCACCUACGACCCGUCCGCGCACGGACUUGGCAUGGAUGAGAUCAUGCUGUGCCUCAACGAGUAUCUCGCGCUGCACUACAUGCACGCCAACUCGCACGACGAGCGCUUCGACGCGGCGGAGCGCAUCAUCGAAGAGUGUCGGCGACGAGUGACGGAGGCGACGGGGCUGACGGCGAGCGCCGGCAUCGCGCCCACGCCUACGCUGGCCAAAAUGGCGUCGAAUUACAAGAAGCCCAACGGGCAGUCCUCCGUGCGCCUCUUCACCCGAGAGGCGGUGAUGGCGUUUCUGUCGCCGGUCGCGGUGCGGCAGGUGCCGGGGAUCGGCAAGUCUCAAGAGAGCAUCCUUACGGGGUUGGGCAUCCACACCUUAGGUGACGUCUACGCGGCGCGACACCGCCUGUACUGCAUCUUAACAAAGAAGACGUAUGAGUUUUUGCUUUGUUCGGCGUUGGGUGUGGGCGGGAUGUACGACAGCCGCGAAGCCACCUCCGCGGAGGAGGCGGGGGACGAGGAGAGCGACGGCGACGGAAAUCGCAAGUCGGUCGGACAGGAGCGCACCUUCCGGCAGCUAGCGAAGCGGGAUGACCUGCAGAAGAUUGCUUACCGCAACCUCAGAGAUGCGCACCGCACCCUCACUGAAGAGCGCUUGUUGGCGUCACACGUGGUGUUGAAACUGAAGUUUCGCAGCUUUCAGGUGAAGCAGCACAGCAAGACACUUAACGUAUACACGGAUGACGUGGCUGUGCUGCAACGCGCCUUGGAUGAGGUUUUAAUUCCCGUGAUGGACCAAUUCGCUGACUUUCGUUUGCUUGGUGUUCGGCUGGAGAAGCUGAGGCCGCGGGCAGUGGAGGACGGAGUCGAAGGUGCGACGUGUUUGCCGAAGACGGACAACGAGGACGAGACACGACAGAGGACACUGAGCGACUACUUUAAGCAGCGACAGGACCAUAUGGAACGACGUCGUGCUGAGAUGCAAGAUGGUCACAAGCGAUGCCGCGACAGCGACGUGGAAAGUGCCGAUGACGUGGAUUCGGAUAUUGAGGUGCUGACGCUUCCGUCCGUGAGCCGAGCUGCCGUCAGGAAAGAUGUGAAGAAGAUGGCUGCGGAGCCUUCAGCAGAUGAGAAAGGUGACGCCUUCACGCAAAAGGUGUCCACAACGCUGAAAACAACUGCUGGCAAAAAGCGGGAUGCGAGCGUGGUCGACUUAAGCGAUGACGAGACCGAUAAAGGCGACGACGACGAUGGUGAUGUGACGUACGUAGAGUGA
Leptomonas pyrrhocoris is the source of this 2288-nucleotide messenger RNA. Its product is annotated as putative DNA polymerase kappa. The transcript has a single exon. Gene Ontology annotation, cellular component: nucleus. NCBI's taxonomy places the organism in Eukaryota, Euglenozoa, Kinetoplastea, Trypanosomatida, Trypanosomatidae. Gene Ontology annotation, biological process: error-prone translesion synthesis. Gene Ontology annotation, molecular function: damaged DNA binding; DNA-directed DNA polymerase activity. Bases 141 to 2288 code for a protein of 715 amino acids. The record is from RefSeq and is a predicted model, not a curated record.